AUUUCUUCCGUCGGCGAUCGACGAUCGACUUAUUUCGCUCGCGUCCUCCGAUCCGAUCCUUUUCUCUCUCUCUCUCUCUCGGCCUCUGCCCUCCUCUUCUUGUGGUAGUGCCUCUCUACUUGACUCCACACACUGCCGCCAGAUCUCCUCUAGCCCGAGCCGCGACCUCUCCCAAUUGAUCCGCCGUCCUCCGAACGCCGUCGCAUGAGCCGCCACCCCUGCAACCGGAUCUAGCGGCGCGGGGCGCCGCCCGCGGAUGAGCUGUGCCGUCGCCGACACGGGCCAUCUCCGGGAACCGACGGCGGGUAACUCGCGGUAGUGGGGGACCGGUCCCGGCUAGGGUUUCUUUUUCUUUUAUCUCUCUGAGCCAGCUCGGAAUGGCGCCCGCCGACACGGCGUCCGCGGGGAGUUGGGUCGAGUCGUACACCGGCAUGUCCUCCGAUAACAUCAAGGGUUUGGUUCUCGCGCUCUCCUCGAGCUUCUUUAUCGGUGCCAGUUUUAUCGUCAAGAAGAAGGGGUUGAAGAAGGCCGGCGCUUCCGGAGUUAGAGCAGGAGCUGGUGGAUAUUCUUACUUGUAUGAACCACUUUGGUGGGCAGGCAUGAUAACAAUGAUUGUUGGAGAAGUUGCUAAUUUUGCUGCAUAUGCAUUUGCUCCAGCUAUUCUGGUCACUCCUCUUGGUGCUCUUAGCAUAAUAAUCAGGCAUAGCCUCAAUCAACACAAUGUUUUCCAUUGUUUUUUUUCUCCACUUGUUAUAAACAUAUAUUUGUGCUACAGUGCUGUUCUUGCACAUAUCAUUCUACGGGAGAGGCUGCAUAUCUUUGGCAUCCUUGGUUGUGCUCUUUGUGUUGUGGGAUCAACAACAAUUGUUCUACAUGCCCCUCAGGAGCGUGAGAUUGAGUCUGUGACAGAAGUCUGGGAUUUGGCAACUGAACCAGCUUUUCUAUUCUAUGCAGCAACAGUGCUUCUUGCAGCUUUUAUACUCAUAUUUCAUUUCGUUCCCAAGUACGGGCAAACACAUAUUAUGGUUUACAUUGGUGUUUGCUCUCUUGUGGGGUCUCUCUCGGUUAUGAGUGUGAAAGCUCUUGGAAUAGCUCUCAAGUUGACAUUUUCAGGAAUGAACCAGUUGGCUUAUUCCCAAACUUGGGUGUUCACAAUCAUAGUCAUUGUUUGUAUCCUUACCCAGAUGAACUAUUUGAACAAAGCUCUUGAUACAUUCAAUACAGCAGUAGUAUCACCGAUAUACUAUGUGAUGUUUACAUCAUUGACGAUUUUGGCUAGUGUGAUUAUGUUCAAGGACUGGGAUCGUCAAAAUCCCACCCAGAUUGUCACAGAGAUGUGUGGCUUUGUCACAAUUCUUUCUGGGACAUUUCUGCUCCACAGGACCAAGGACAUGGCUGAUGGUCUAUCGUCAUCUAUGUCUGGGCGCCUACCAAAACACACUGACGAGGAUGGCUAUUCUUUGGAAGGCAUUCCUCUGAGGUCUCAGGAUUCGUUUCGGUUGCCAUGAGAUGUUGUGGUGGCCUCUUUCUCCGUCCAUUUUACAUGAACUAGACUUUCCCUGCAUCACGACUUACUGUACCAAGACAAAGCCUGCAUUCUUUCUUUACAGAAAGCUUUGUAUAUCUUUUUUCUAGGCCCCUUAAAGCAUAGGUUCAAUCCCCAUAUGUGAGAGACACCGUUGACAUGCAAUCGGGGAAAUCGCAUUUUGGUAUAUAUGUAGUGUGCCUUCCAAUGGGCGAGACAAUGUGUCUUGCGACAGUGCAGAAACAAACGACACUGAUUUCAUGAGUUGAGCCCUCAUAGCGGAAAAAUAACUGGUUUUCAAAUGAUGAGAAGAUAUUGUUUA
Molecule: messenger RNA, 1847 nt
Organism: Musa acuminata AAA Group (dessert banana)
Lineage: Eukaryota; Viridiplantae; Streptophyta; Magnoliopsida; Zingiberales; Musaceae
Product: probable magnesium transporter NIPA4
Exons: 8
Coding region: 378-1508 (376 amino acids)
Biological process (GO): magnesium ion transport
Cellular component (GO): membrane
Molecular function (GO): magnesium ion transmembrane transporter activity
Source: RefSeq, a predicted model, not a curated record